UAUACACAUCUUGAUGGGAGGCUCUUGUUGCAUCUCCGGAGGUGUAAAGUAUUAUAUCCCAUUUAUUGAUGAUUUUUAUAGGGUGUUUAUGCACAACAGGAAAUCCAAAUCCUUUUCUUGUUUCACAAAGUUUAAAGCUUUGGUGGAAAAUCAGAGAAAGAAGAAGAUUAACGUAAACUGAUAUUCCACCACAUCAUUAACUUGGAGAAGUUGGAAUGAGAGAUCAUGCUACUUAAAUCUUGACCUUCAGGAAGAGUCUUCUCAUUUCACCGAUAAAGCUGACCGUGAGGUCAAUGCACCUGUAAGUUAUUAUCAAUAAGAACAAGUUAAUACCCAACCAAAUCAAAAAAAAAAAAAAAAACCAGAACAAGUUAAAUAAAAUGAUUGAAGACAAUGGUGAUGAUGAGGAACAUGAAGCUUUGGAAGAUGAAUUUUUGACGGUUUGAUGGUAGAGAGGGAUUGAGUUAGCAAGAUGGAAGAUUAUAUGUCUCCUACCUUUUUGUUAGCUGUCUGUAAAUGGUUAUUCGAGGCACUAUCUUUAUCGAUCAUCUGACUUUUUCCUUUCCUGUACAGUUCCUAAAAUGUCAUACUUUGCUUAGAAACAAAGUUUACGAGAUCUUCAUACGCAGAACUUCAUUUUCUUCAUCGAAUUUUAUUUGGGUUGAAUUGAAUUGAUGACUUCGAUAACUUUGAGGCGGCGACUCCAUCACAGAGAUGUUGAUGGGAGAAAUCAUGAGCAUUUGGGCACUUCUGGUUUCGAUAGCUUAACUGAACCUUUGUUAGCUCACUAUGAUGAUCAUAAUUCUGUCUCUCAGGUCCGUGGAGUAGAUGGUAUUCAGGAUGAUCAGAGGAGAAUGGAACGCUUGCAUUGGAUUUCUUUCUUCGCUCAGUUAAUUGUGCAAUUGGUACAAUGGUUAGCAAAUAUCGUUUUUGCAUCUGGACCAGUUAUUGCACUACUAUUGCCUCUUUCUUCUGCCACUCAAAAUGGACCAACUUGGAAGCUUUUUCCGUCUUCAAUUAGUCCACUACAGGAAGAAAGGCUUAGACAUCUACAACAAAGGCUUGAAGUCCCUUUUGAUGGAUCAUGUGUGGAACAUCAGGAUGAACUUAAACAAUUAUGGAGGUUAGCUUAUCCUGGUAGGGAUUUGCCUGCUUUGAAAUCAGAGCUUUGGAAAGAAAUGGGUUGGCAAGGCACAGACCCUUCAACAGAUUUUCGGGGUGGAGGAUUUAUAUCAUUGGAAAAUCUCAUUUUCUUUGCCAAGAAUUAUCCGGACUCAUUUCAGAGAUUGUUGCAUAAAAAAGAUGGAGCUAGAGCUGAGUGGGAGUACCCUUUUGCGGUAGCUGGCAUCAACAUUUCAUUUAUGUUGAUACAAAUGUUGGAUCUUCAAUCAGGGAAGCCAUCUUCUUUGGCUGGAAUCCGUUUCUUAAAACUUCUGAAGGAAGAUGAAAUGGCAUUUGACAACCUUUACUGUGUCGCCUUCCAAAUGAUGGAUGCUCAAUGGCUUGCCAAGCGGGCUUCGUAUAUGGAAUUUAACGAAAUUUUGAAGUCUACAAGAACACAGUUAGAACGGGAGCUGGCACUGGAUGAUGUGUCUUGUGUGAAAGAUUUACCAGCAUACACUCUGUUGAACAGGUGAGCAAAACAUGUAUAAUUUCAUGUAAAUAAGGUAUAUACUUGUCAUUAAAAUCACGAUGGAUGACAAAACUAGUGGAAUAUUAUAACUUUUAAGUUGAAAGACUAAACUCGAGUCUCUAUCAUACUUGUAAAACUUUGACUUAUCUGAUACAAUAAUUAUGAAUCCAGUUAUUAUGCUUUAAGUUUA
Messenger RNA from Mangifera indica (mango), 1823 nucleotides. RefSeq names its product ELMO domain-containing protein A-like. Bases 675 to 1637 code for a protein of 320 amino acids. The transcript has 11 exons. The record is from RefSeq and is a predicted model, not a curated record. NCBI's taxonomy places the organism in Eukaryota, Viridiplantae, Streptophyta, Magnoliopsida, Sapindales, Anacardiaceae.